AUGUCGGAUGACGAUUCGAGGGCCAGCACCAGCUCCUCCUCAUCUUCAUCCUCCAACCAACAGACAGAGAAAGAGGCGAGCACGCCUAAGAAGAAGGAGAGCAAAGUCAGCAUGAGUAAAAACUCUAAGCUGCUAUCUACCAGUGCCAAGAGGAUUCAGAAGGAAUUGGCUGACAUCACCCUAGACCCACCUCCCAACUGCAGCGCUGGCCCCAAAGGUGAUAACAUCUAUGAAUGGAGAUCAACCAUUCUAGGUCCUCCAGGCUCAGUCUAUGAAGGAGGUGUUUUCUUCCUUGACAUCACAUUUACACCAGAAUAUCCUUUCAAGCCUCCAAAGGUCACGUUUCGGACGAGAAUCUACCACUGUAAUAUUAACAGCCAAGGCGUCAUCUGCCUGGACAUUUUAAAAGACAACUGGAGUCCAGCAUUAACUAUUUCUAAAGUUCUCCUCUCCAUCUGCUCCCUUCUCACAGACUGCAACCCAGCUGACCCCCUGGUUGGAAGUAUUGCCACUCAGUAUAUGACUAACAGAGCAGAGCAUGACAGAAUGGCCAGGCAAUGGACCAAAAGAUAUGCUACUUAAGUUGGAGUUUUGUCAAACUCUUGCAUUAUUCGUCUGUGAUGGAAAGAGCUGCUUAUGAUUUUGAAGGGGUGGGAGGAGGGAGGGUGCUGGUAAAGAGUAGGGUAUUUCUAUAACAGAUUUUAUUCAGUCUUUUAUUUCCUAAGAUUUUGUUGUUGUAACUUAAGGUAUCUUGCUACAGUAGACAGCUAGAAUUGGGAAUAGCAUAUUUUAAGACUGUAAUUAGUUCAGCAAUAUUAGCUCACAUGUAGUACCAAGAAGAAUGUAAACUUAGACUUUUCUGGUUUUCGGUUUGCUUGCAGUAAGAUUAAAACAGCUUAAUUUUGUACAGGUACAUAUGUUGACAUUUAUGUAAAAGUCCUUUCAAGACUCUACACACUGUUUUUGGGGUUUUUUUAGUUUGUUUUUCGUUUGGGGAUUUUAUUUUGUUUUGGGUUGGAUUUUUUGUAAAAAGAUGUUGGGAUUGUUUUCCCCUAUGGAGGGCACAUUGGUAUUUAACAAAUCCUUUUUAAAGACUGUCAUCUCAUGAUCUGUGAUAUGGCAAAGUGGAUAUAUGGCCUCAUAUAUGAAAUGAGAAGUAGUUAAUGUAUUAUUUUAUAAGCCAAUCUUUCUUUGUGAAAAGAAUAAAGGUUUUAAUCAGGACUUACGGCAACCUGUAGUGAAAUACCUUAAGCUGUUUAACUGUAAGGCGUGGAAUAGGAGUCACUCAGUGGAUUGGUUGUAUGUUGUGGGCUACUUAAAUCUGCAUU
Molecule: messenger RNA, 1328 nt
Organism: Nothoprocta perdicaria
Lineage: Eukaryota; Metazoa; Chordata; Aves; Tinamiformes; Tinamidae
Product: ubiquitin-conjugating enzyme E2 E1
Exons: 5
Coding region: 1-582 (193 amino acids)
Biological process (GO): protein polyubiquitination
Cellular component (GO): nucleus
Molecular function (GO): ubiquitin conjugating enzyme activity
Source: RefSeq, a predicted model, not a curated record